Messenger RNA from Pungitius pungitius (ninespine stickleback), 4068 nucleotides. It is a transcript of the gene mkxa, whose product is annotated as mohawk homeobox a. Lineage: Eukaryota; Metazoa; Chordata; Actinopteri; Perciformes; Gasterosteidae. Gene Ontology annotation, cellular component: nucleus. Gene Ontology annotation, biological process: cell development; regulation of transcription by RNA polymerase II; muscle organ development. The coding region runs from base 217 to 1635 and encodes 472 amino acids. The transcript has 7 exons. Gene Ontology annotation, molecular function: RNA polymerase II cis-regulatory region sequence-specific DNA binding; DNA-binding transcription factor activity, RNA polymerase II-specific. The record is from RefSeq and is a predicted model, not a curated record.
AAUGUGUCAAACCUUAUUGAUAAUAGAGCCAUUAGCUCUGUGAGGAGGAUGUGUUUUCCCAUGGUGGCUAAAGUACAUUUGUUACAAUAAAAAGCAACAUUAUCAAACUCCACCUUGAAAUCAAUGAUUUAGACAGCCCACCUUUUUUUUCGCAGGGUGAUGCCUCCCUCCCUCUCUCCCUCCGCCAGGCCCCCGGCCCCGGAACUGGCGUGAACCAUGCCGGGUAUGUUCGCAGGCUGGGGCCGUGUGCUAGGAAACACGAGCAGUGUGAUAUAUUCAGAGUCCCGGGCGGCGCGGAUAAAUCAGAGGAGGAGACGGUGGUGCGUGUGGUUUGAGCUCAGGAUCUCAGGACAGGAACAUGUGAGCAGGGAAUGGGCGACUGGAAUCAGGAUUAUUGUUCUACACGGCAGAGAGACGCAUGAGGGGCCGCGGACAGGAGAGACACGUGGACGCUGUGACAAAUCAGAGGAGAAACUAUUUUUUAUUUAUUUUUACAUUUUUCACUUUCUAAUCGGGGGGAAUAUUUGGCCAAAGAUGAACACCAUCGUGUUUAACAAACUGAGCAGCCAAGUCCUGUUUGAGGAGAAGGCGAAAGAGGUGGAGAUGAGCAGCAGAAAUUAUCUAGAAGUCAUCGAUGGGCAACAUCCAGAUCUCCUCUCCGGCAACCAGACCAUCAGAGACAACCAGGCCAUGAGGCACAGGAGGAGCGGUGGUCGUCCCAGCGGCGGUAAAGUACGACACAAGCGUCAGGCCCUGCAGGACAUGGCGCGGCCGCUCAAGCAGUGGCUCUACAAGCACCGAGACAACCCCUACCCGACCAAGACGGAGAAAAUCCUGCUGGCCCUCGGCUCGCAAAUGACCCUGGUCCAGGUGUCCAACUGGUUUGCCAAUGCCAGGAGGCGACUGAAGAACACGGUGAGGCAGCCGGACCUGAGCUGGGCGCUCAGGAUCAAGCUCUACAACAAGUAUGUCCAGGGCAACGCAGAGAGGCUGAGCGUCAGCAGCGAGGACAGCUGCUCAGACGAUGGGGACAACCCUCAGAGGUCACAGAACGGACCCGAGGAGCUCCACAAGCCGAUGUACCAGAGCGUGAUCAAGAAGGAGGGCUCCUCCAUGGUGGGCAUGGGCAUGGCCAUGGGUAUGAGCAUGGGCAUGGGAGGCGGGCUGCGCUCGGCCGCCUCGCUGGCCGAGGACUACGUGUCUCCGCCCAAGUACAAGAGCAGCCUGCUGCACCGCUACCUGAACGACUCGCUGCGCCACGUCAUGGUGGCCAACGCCGUCAUGGACGCCCGCAAGAGGAACCACUCCGGCUCCUUCAGCUCCAACGAAUACGACGACGAACUGCUCUCGCCGUCCUCCUCCGAGGCUGAGGCGAACUUUGUUUAUCGGGCUGAAACCACAGACCAUGGAUCAAGUAAAUAUGACAAUGGCAGCGGCGGCGGUGGAGCUGUGCAAAAGGAGCGAGUGAAGGGCAAAGACGAGACGUACUGGAGAGAGAUCAACGCCGCCAUGGCCUUGACCAACUUGGCGCAGGGGAAGGACAGCGCCUCCGGGACCACCAGCUGCAUCAUCCAGAAGUCCUCCCAUAUAGCAGAGAUCAAGACUGUUAAAGUGCCUCUGAUGCAGAAAUAUUAGCCCCGACGUCAUCCUCCCAUCUCUCUAUGCAAACCAGCAGACAUUCCUGUUUCAGCCUACUCGCCGGAGUCCACAUAAACUCCCAAAGAAUUGAAAAGAGAACUGUUUGUUUAGGGAGGGGGCUGUUUGAGGCGAGGAAGUGUGGAACAAAAAGAGAAACCAUUGUUUUUGGUUGUAAUUGGUGCCUAAAGUAGUGCAAAGGAGGCCAUAAUUUUCUUUGCCGGGUUGAAAGACAAAUAUCGAGGAGUUUUUCUGAAGUAUUUCCUUUUGAAAUGUUAACUUAUUUUUGAUGAGUCAGAUUUCUUUUUUAUUUCCCUUUUUUAUGCUACGAAAAUGUAUGUUUUGCCAAAAGUGCCUUUGUUGUUUAGGCAAAUAACUGGCCCGCUGUGGUCAAUGCAAAGUACAGAUCGUGAGGUGCCUCUUUGGAAUAUUUUACAAGGUUUAGAGUCACAGCCGUGAUUCAGGGAGCGUUUUUCUGAAUGGAAACUCUCCAUACACAGCAGCCUAGUGCCUUAAGGACUGAAUGAGCUCACCAUCUGAGGCAUUAAACUCAAAUAGCACUCACACAUACACGCACAGAAACUCUCUUAAAGAAAUACCCGGCAGUAAAUCCCUGAAGAAGUUGUGCUUAUUUUGACUGGAGUAUUCGUUUUGACUGUACCAAACACUGUUUAGUCUCAGUCAGCCUCUCAACAAUAACCGUCGGAUACAUAGAUACGUUGCCCUAACGAGAGCAGCAGAUCCAUUGUCCACAUCUCGACCUUGGACUUCAUUAUCCAGCAAAGGAUUUCGUUCUUAUCUGGGCUGCUUAAGUGCUCAAAUGAAGUCACAUCCCCCCCCACUCCAGUAGUGGCACGGAUGUACAUGGACCAACUGGCACGCUUUAAGGCUCAGUACAGUAUUUGUUCUGACACACGAAUGCCAUGACCUAAAAGGGAUGUUUUUGCUCUCCAUUAUCAGUGUUUUCUGUUGACUGUGUUGCUUUUUCACAUGUUUGUGCUCAAAACAAGAUAGUCCUAAGUGAAGAAAAAAGGAAAAGGAAAAGGAAAAAAAAAUUCACCACCAGCCCCCCCAGCCUUUUGAUCGUCAGCCCUUUCAGCUGUUUAGCAUUACAUUCAAAUUGCUGUUUACAAAAAGCCUGAGGACAGACUUAAAAGUUUGACUUUCUCCCCCCUCGCUUUCCUUUUUUUGUUUGUCUUCAAAAAUACAUUCAGUAUUAUCUUUUUGUCGGCCAAGCAAGUGUUCAAAGUAUUUGUUAUUGUCAGUCUGUACAUGUGUGGUCGUUUUGUUUUUGAUGAAGACGUCGUACUUGGUUUCACUUAACCGUAAAAGCUUCUUUUGUCACCAAAUGGAAAGAAUCUCUUCUCUGGUAAGGACUUAUGUACGGUGCAUAUCUUGUAAACGUGGGGGACGGUGCCAACUUAAAAAACGGGGGGAAUUUAGUUGGGAGAACCUAAAGUUGGCUCUCUAUGCUGACUUUUUAAUUGUAUGUAUAUCUUUAAGGUACUGUUUAUGUGUGUCAAAAUGUACACUCCAUAAAUUGUGCAGUUCUUUUUUUUUUGACAACCCAUACUGUGUUUAUGGUAAAGGACUUUGAGAAGGAGUAAAGCUGCGCAAAGUGACUUUGACUUUUUCUAAUGUCUUGAAUGUGCAAACUGUUAAAAAAAGAAAAAUAAGCUGCACUUGGUACACAGUUCUUGGUUUUCACAAAACAGACAACCUCCAUUGAGAGGUUUUAUAUAAAGGUGAUGAGAAGUAAAAGCAAUGAAGGAGAAGCCUAUAUUAUUCCUGUUAGCGUGCCUAUGGAGGAGUAAUGAAAUCAAUCGCACUGGCCAAUCCCCAGGCACUAUUUGCUGAUGCAGCGGGGGUUCUAGGCUCCCACAUGUGUUUUUUAUACACCUGAUCCAGGCAGGGUAGCUGCGGGGUAGUGCCGGGCUCGCACCUUGUGUUUCUAAUCGCACCCCUGGACCUGUGGACCACUCGCGACUCUCACACCUCACACGAUACCCGCUCCCUGGGAAGAGAAAGUACGAGAGAAGGAAGCUUCAGUGGCAACAGAGCAUUUUUUGUUUUUCCUACCUACACUCUCUCCUCAGCAACGACCCCAACUCUAUCAAAGGAGGUUUCCAGGGCCAGGACUUUGUUGAGCCCAAUUUCACAACCAUACAGAAAAUUGAAAAAUAUCGGUAUGUAUUAAAGCCUAUAAAUUAUUAUUGCACACUUUGUAAAAACAAAGUUGUGACCAUAGUUUGUUUUUUUAUUGUUAAGUUAUAUGAAUUGAGAAUUUUCCUUUUUGCUUGUUAUGAUAGAGACUGGAUUUUCAAUCCAAUGACCAAAUAUCUCCUUGUAUUGUCCAAGUUGCUCUCAUACAAAUUUCUUUUUUAAAAAUGUUGUUACUUGAUCAAAGCAAAUAAUGAAUGAAUAAACCUCUGA